Molecule: messenger RNA, 1844 nt
Organism: Nannospalax galili (Upper Galilee mountains blind mole rat)
Lineage: Eukaryota; Metazoa; Chordata; Mammalia; Rodentia; Spalacidae
Gene: Mvd
Product: mevalonate diphosphate decarboxylase
Exons: 10
Coding region: 68-1288 (406 amino acids)
Biological process (GO): isopentenyl diphosphate biosynthetic process, mevalonate pathway; isoprenoid biosynthetic process
Cellular component (GO): cytosol
Molecular function (GO): diphosphomevalonate decarboxylase activity; ATP binding
Source: RefSeq, a predicted model, not a curated record
GCCAAUCGCGUGGCAGCGCGUGAGGCCGUGGCCACCCGCCGGGACCCUCUGGGCUCCGCGGCUCCUGAUGCCCAGCGCCUGGGCCAUGGCCUCCGAAAAGCUCCAGGUGGUGGUCACCUGCACCGCGCCGGUCAACAUUGCGGUCAUCAAGUACUGGGGGAAGAGGGACGAGGCGCUGAUCCUGCCCAUCAACUCCUCACUGAGUGUUACUCUGCACCAGGACCAGCUAAGAACCACCACAACUGCUGCCAUCAGCAAGGACUUCACGGAGGACCGCAUCUGGCUGAAUGGCCGGGAGGAGGCUGUGGGGCAGCCGCGCCUCCAGGCCUGCCUGAGGGAGAUCCGCCGCCUGGCCCGGAAGCGGAGGAGCAUGGAGGGUGAGGGUGCACUGCCUCUCAGCCUCAGCUAUAAGGUGCAUGUGGCCUCUGUGAACAACUUCCCCACGGCUGCAGGCCUGGCGUCCUCAGCAGCGGGCUACGCAUGCCUAGCUUAUACCCUGGCCCAGGUCUAUGGGGUCGAGGGUGACCUCUCUGAAGUGGCUCGGCAGGGCUCAGGCAGUGCCUGCCGCAGUCUUUAUGGAGGCUUCGUGGAGUGGCAGAUGGGAGAACAGGCAGAUGGGAAAGACAGCAUUGCCCAGCAGGUGGCCCCCGAGUGGCACUGGCCUGAACUCCGAAUCCUCGUCCUUGUGGUGAGUGCAGAGAAGAAGCAGACUGGCAGCACGGUGGGCAUGCAGACCAGUGUGGAGACCAGCGCCCUGCUCAAGUUCCGUGCAGAGUCAGUUGUGCCUGCGCGCAUGAAGGAGAUGAUGCGCUGCAUCAAAGAGCGGGACUUCCCUGGCUUCGCCCAGCUGACCAUGAAGGACAGCAACCAGUUUCAUGCAACCUGCCUUGACACCUUCCCACCCAUCUCCUACCUCAACGACACCUCCAGGCGCAUCAUCCAGCUAGUGCACUGCUUCAACACCCACCAUGGGCAGACAAAGGUGGCGUACACGUUUGAUGCAGGCCCCAACGCUGUGAUCUUUACUCUGGAUGACACUGUGGCUGAGUUCGUGGCUGCAGUGAGGCACAGCUUUCCCCCUUCAGCAAAUGGAGACAAGUUUCUAAAGGGACUGCAGGUGACGCCUGCCCCUCUCUCCGAUGAGCUGAAAGCCGCACUGACUACGGAGCCCAGCCCUGGCAGUGUCCAGUAUAUCAUUGCCACUCAGGUGGGGCCAGGGCCUCAAGUCCUAGAUGACCCCCACGUACACCUGCUGGGUCCUGAUGGCCUGCCACAGUGGGCUGCCUGACCUCUUCCACGCCUGACCUCUUCCAUGUUGGAUCACACAUGCCAUUUGGAGAAGGAGAUGCUUGUUGGGAUUAGGGAGCUGGUGUGAUGGUCAGCCUUGCCUGUAGGGACCUGUGGGGCUGUCUGGUGAUGGUGCUGUGCUGGGGGAAGUAGAGCAGCAGUGCACGGCUCUCUAGGUAGCUGGUGGCUAGUCCCCUUCCAAGUGCCUCAUGUUCCCCAGCUGGCUGUUGAAGGGCUCCCUGACCCAAGCUCUGGGCCUUCCAGUGUUCCAAGAGGAGCUCAUCAGGGACGGGAGUCUGUCCUCCCAGUGAAGAGGCUCCACAGGCCUCAGGAACCCACAGAGGAGGCUGGCUGCUGCUGGCAGUGGCUCUGCUGAGGCUUGGGCUCCUGAACCCCAACCAUGCUGUGAAUGGGAACAUUUCUUUAUAGUGACCAGUGACCCCCCUCCCUGUGAGGGUAGAGGCUGCUGAGCCCACAGGGUGGGGUCCAUGUGGGUGUGGGCACAUGAAGGUGCUGGGCCUUCUGACACCAGGAAUAAACCAUGUUGCUGCCCACCA